Molecule: messenger RNA, 450 nt
Organism: Pseudomyrmex gracilis
Lineage: Eukaryota; Metazoa; Arthropoda; Insecta; Hymenoptera; Formicidae
Exons: 1
Coding region: 1-450 (149 amino acids)
Source: RefSeq, a predicted model, not a curated record
AUGUCUUUUCUCCAUACCCAUUCGUGCGAGUGUUUCAAGAGUGAACUAAAUCUUUUUACUCUACCGCCUACUCAGACCAGUAUCAAGAGUUCGCAAUGGAUUUAUUACAAACCUUUGUCGACUCUCGCGGACGACGCACCCAUAGAGUUUGUCGUACCUGGUCAUGGCGAGGACUAUAUAAAUCUCGCGCAUACUCUUCUUAGUCUUCGUGUAAUACUGAACACCCCUGAAGCCCCGCCUGCCGCUUCUAACAGCGGUGGUGAUGCAGUGGCAGCGUCAGUGGGGCCUGUGAAUAACUUUUUACAUUCUAUGUUCAACCAAAUCGACGUGUAUUUCAAUCAGAAACUCGUGUCACCUCCGAACAAUGCUUAUGCAUAUCGCGCUUAUCUCGAGACAUUAUUGAAUUAUUCUUCAGAAUCAAAAACUUCCCAUCUUACCACCUCGCUAUAG